Colias croceus (clouded yellow) is the source of this 1321-nucleotide messenger RNA. It is a transcript of the gene Ctu2, whose product is annotated as cytoplasmic tRNA 2-thiolation protein 2-A. Gene Ontology annotation, biological process: tRNA wobble position uridine thiolation. The transcript is spliced from 4 exons. Lineage: Eukaryota; Metazoa; Arthropoda; Insecta; Lepidoptera; Pieridae. The record is from RefSeq and is a predicted model, not a curated record. Gene Ontology annotation, molecular function: sulfurtransferase activity; tRNA binding. Gene Ontology annotation, cellular component: cytosol. Bases 187 to 1260 code for a protein of 357 amino acids.
AGAACAGCUGACACCACAUGUGCUCAUCUAUCACAGAGCAAGUAAUUAUUCAUCUAUAAAGAAGUCAAGGAAUAAAUAAAACGUGGUUGCAUUAAUAUAAAAUUGACAUAGUUUUAAAGUAAGCCUUUUGUCCAUAUUGAUAUCCCUGUGUAAAAGAAAAUUACUGGUUACAUUAAAUGCAACAAUAUGUUAUGCAGAAAAUGUAAUUCUGAAGGAACAUUAGCAAUAAGAAACGUUUACUUCUUUUGUGAAAAUUGUUUCAUAGCUAAUAUUACACAUAAAUUUCGAUCAUGUCUUGGGAAAAAUACAAAAUUAAACUUAACAGAUAAGGCCCUAAUUUGUUUAUCUGGAGGAAUAUCAUCCACAGUUUUAUUGGAUUUAGUUAUAAACGGUGUCUCAUUAAAUAGUCAUAAGAAACUUCGGAUUACACCAAUAUUUUUGCAUGUAACAGGACUCCAGGAUGAAUGUGAAGAAGCAAUUACAAAACCAUUAAUUGACAAAUGCAAAGUUAAUCAUUUAGUAUUUCACAUUGUGGAUGUUAAUCAGUUUACUUCAACAGAAAAUGAUGAUAUAAAUAUUUUUGACAUACAACAUAAAUUAAAUAAACUUUCUCCAACCACAAGAAUUGAUUAUAUAUCUAAAGUAAAGCAACAAAUUUUUUACAAGAUGGCUAAGGAAUUUGAAUGUAAUUUAAUAUUCACUGCAGAAACAAAUACAAAGUUAUCUGAAAAAUUACUGACCAAUAUAGUUACAGGAAGAGGGUCCCAAAUAGAAAAUGAUGUCGGAUUCUGUGAUGACCGUCACACUGAUAUUGAACUUUUGAGACCUAUGAGAGAAAUAACCAAAGAAGAACUUUACCAUUAUGUAAGAAUAAAGGAAUUAAAUCCCUAUUAUGGUAACAAUUUAGGAGAAGGAAAUAGUUUACAAUCAAUCAUUUCAAAGUUUAUAUGUGAUCUGCAAGAAAAUACUCCUGCUACAAUUUCCACAAUUUGCAAAACAGCUGACAAAAUUGGUUCUGAGGAAGGAAAUAAGAAUAAGAAAUAUUGUAAAACUUGCCAGAAUAAAAUUGAUGUUAAAUCUACCAAAUUAACUGCUGUUGCUGCAAUAGCUUACUCAAAAAAAGUUUCAUGUAACUUGAAAAGUGAAAGUAUACACAUGGAAGAUAAUAUUUUAUCAGAAAGUUCGGUGUUUCCCCAUAUUUAUGAAUCUCUAUGUUAUGGAUGUAGUAAAAAUUACUGUGAAAUAAAAACGGAGAUAUAAAUUAUUAUUAUAAAGCAAAGAAAGAUAAGUAUACUUAAACAAAUAAAUUAUAAUAAAAAUA